ACCCAGCUGUGCAGAGUCCAGCGUGUGAGAGAGAACAUCUGGAGCCCCCAGCAUAGCUGCUGAGUGACAGACUGAGAUCAGAGAUGAAGGGCGAUGGGUCGGAGUAUCUGUGUUUAAUCCUCCUGCUCCUCCACCAGACCUCUGUCUCCAGACCAGAAAAGUUCAAGGUUGUUGGUCCAUCUGAUCCUGUUGAUGCUUUAGCUGGUGAAGACGUUGUUCUGCCCUGUUACCUCAAACCCAGCAUCAGCGCUGAGGACAUGCAUGUGGAGUGGACCAGGCUUCAGUCCGCAGAAACACUGGUGCAUCUUUAUCAACGGCGAGUGAAUAAAAAUGAGAAUCAGAUCCCAUCUUACAGAGGAAGGACAGCACUGUUCCCAGAGGAGCUGAAGAAAGGCAACGCUUCACUAAGACUGACAGGAGUACGAGGCUCUGAUGAUGGACAGUAUAAAUGCUUCAUUCAGUCUGAUCUGUGGUAUGACGAUGCUUCACUUCUAGUAGAAGUAAUAGCUGUAGGGACUGAUCCAGUGAUCUCCAUGGAGGGAUACAGAGAAGGGGGGAUCGGCCUGCUGUGUGAAUCUAAAGGCUGGCAUCCUGAGCCUGAACUCAUCUGGCUGGACAGUGAGGGACACAGUCUCCCUGCUGGACCUACAGAGACACUCAGAGACAGCAUGGCCCUCUUCAUCGUGAGACGAAGUGUCAUCGUACAGGAGGGAGACACUAACAGGUUCACCUGUCGAGUUCAACAGCAGCAGCUCAAUCAGGAGAAGGAGGCAGAGUUUCACAUCCCUGGUGAGAUGUUCUAUCGUGCUCGUUUCUGGAAGGUGGCCUUCGCUGUGUGUUUCACUCUGGGAGUUCCUGCUCUAAUAGGACUUGCUGUUUUAAUCCAUCGCUAUGUGAAACUGCGCAGAAAGAAAGAUCAGCUUUUCCAAGAGCUGGAGUUUGAAAGUGCUCAUAGAUAUGCAGUGGAUGUGACUCUGGACCCUGAUACAGCUCAUCCCAAUCUCAUCCUGUCUGAGGAUGGGAAACAAGUGAGACAUGGAGACACACCACAGAAACUCCCUGACACUCCAAAGAGGUUUGAUACUGCGCUCAGUGUCCUGGGAAAGGAGGGUUUCUCCUCAGGGAGAUUUUACUAUGAGGUGCAGGUUGGGGAGAAGACUGAGUGGACUGUAGGAGUGGCCAAAGAGUCUAUCAACAGGAAGGGAAGUGUUGCACUGAACUCUGAGGAUGGAUGCUGGAGCAUAUGGCUGUGGAGAGGGACUGAGUACUGGGCUCUGGAUGGUCCCUCUGUCCUCCUCCCCCUGAGAGAGAAGCCCAGGACAGUGGGGGUGUAUGUGGAUUAUGAGGGGGGUCAGGUCUCCUUUUACAAUGUGGAGGCCAGGUCUCAUAUCUACUCCUUCACUGGUUACACCUUCACUGAGAAACUCUAUCCAUACUUCUGCCCCUGGUACAAUGACAAUGGUAAAAACUCAGCCCCACUGAUCAUCUCUUCUGUCAGUCACACUGUCUGA
Molecule: messenger RNA, 1511 nt
Organism: Megalops cyprinoides (Indo-Pacific tarpon)
Lineage: Eukaryota; Metazoa; Chordata; Actinopteri; Elopiformes; Megalopidae
Product: butyrophilin subfamily 1 member A1-like
Exons: 8
Coding region: 84-1511 (475 amino acids)
Molecular function (GO): protein binding
Source: RefSeq, a predicted model, not a curated record